Messenger RNA from Antechinus flavipes (yellow-footed antechinus), 2443 nucleotides. It is a transcript of the gene WRAP73, whose product is annotated as WD repeat containing, antisense to TP73. Lineage: Eukaryota; Metazoa; Chordata; Mammalia; Dasyuromorphia; Dasyuridae. Gene Ontology annotation, biological process: microtubule anchoring at mitotic spindle pole body; mitotic sister chromatid segregation; protein localization to mitotic spindle pole body. Gene Ontology annotation, molecular function: protein binding. Gene Ontology annotation, cellular component: mitotic spindle; microtubule organizing center; MWP complex. The coding region runs from base 853 to 2202 and encodes 449 amino acids. The transcript is spliced from 13 exons. The record is from RefSeq and is a predicted model, not a curated record.
CCGGCCCGCUGCCGGCCAGUUGUCGGUUGAUGUAGCGGCGGUGUCUCAGACCGGAGGGUAGAGGCGGCGGUGGCGAAGAAGGACGAGCGGCGGGUACCGGUGAGGGCUCCCGUCCUCCCCGAGGCCCGGUCUGAACCGCUCCCCGCAGGCCGCAGCUGUUCGUCCGUCCUUCCGAGACCCGGGGCGGACGGACUGACGGGGAUGGGGUGGGGGAGGGGAAAAGAGAUAAGGAGAGACUGAGGAGAAAAAAAAUAGGAGAGAAAAAGAUAAAAUAGAGAUGGGGAGAGAGAGGAGGAGAGAGAAAGAGAUAGGAGACAGAUGGAAAGAAAAUAGAAACGACGAGAAAGAGGAGGAGAGAAGAGAUGAGAGAGACACAGAAGUCGGGGAACCGAGCCCUCUGCGCACGUCGGUGAUCUCCGGGCCCCCCCGCCCCUUCCUCCUCUAUGCUCCUCCCUCCUCCCCGUGCCCUUUUCUGUCUCCAAAGGUGUCUUUGUUAUUGCUGAGUGGAAGCCCCUCCUCCCGCACCUGUUCUCCUCCUUGCCAUGUGUGAAGCUUUGGGUUAGAGGCUGGCAGCCCGUGCCGACGCGAUGCCAGGCUCCCGCUGUGCCAAGCUAGCUGUUUCUGCCCGUGCCAGACUGUUGGGCCUCCUCCCAAACUCCGUGGCUGUCCGCAGUGGUCUUUACCCCUCCCCCUGCCAUUGAUCCCAGGGCUCUGCGGUCAUCCGCAGGUGCCUUCCUCCCGAGAUGACUCGAUUGCCCUCGGCACCGGGGGCUGGAGCACGUCCUGAUCCUCGGUCGGAGCUGCAGCCUUAGACCCUAGUUUAUUGACCACCUCCAGCACUUGGCCAACGUUAUGAAUUUCUCUGAAGUGUUUAAGCUCACAAAUCAGCUCAGCAAAUUCUCUCCCAAUGGGAAAUUCCUGGCUUCGUGUGUCCAGUACCGUUUAGUGGUUCGAGAUGUGAGCACUCUCCAAAUCCUUCAACUGUACACAUGCUUGGACCAAAUUCAGUACCUAGAGUGGUCAGCAGACUCCCUCUUUAUAUUGUGUUCUAUGUACAAACGUGGGCUGGUGCAGGUGUGGUCCUUGGAACAGCCUGAAUGGCACUGUAAGAUAGAUGAAGGCUCUGCAGGACUGGUAGCUUCAUGUUGGAGUCCAGAUGGGAGGCACAUUCUCAACACAACUGAGUUUCAUCUACGGAUAACGGUCUGGUCCUUGUGUACAAAAUCUGUAUCUUAUAUCAAGUAUCCUAAAGCCUGUCAGCAAGGAAUAACCUUUACAAAGGAUGGCCGCUACAUGGCAUUGGCAGAAAGGCGUGACUGCAAAGAUUAUAUUAGCCUCUUUGUGUGUAGUGACUGGCAGCUAUUAAGGCAUUUUGACACAGAUACCCAGGAUCUUGCUGGAAUCGAAUGGGCUCCAAAUGGAUGUGUGUUGGCAGCUUGGGACAGUUGUUUAGAGUAUAAAAUUCUGCUGUAUUCUUUGGAUGGCCGGUUGUUGUCAACAUACUCUGCAUAUGAGUGGUCACUUGGUAUCAAGACUAUAGCCUGGAGUCCUAGCAGCCAGUUUUUGGCCAUUGGAAGCUACGAUGAAAAGGUGCGGAUUCUUAACCACGUGACUUGGAAGGUGAUUACGGAGUUUGGACAUACUGCAACCAUUAAUAACUCCAAGAUAGUUAUAUAUAAAGAAACGGAGAAGUCUCAAAAUUUAGAAAUGGAGAAUCUUCCAUUCCCACCAACCAAAGCAGCAGCCAGUUCUCUUUUCAACACAGAGAGUAAAUAUGAAGUGGUCUCGUCUCCAGUUUCUUUACAGACAUUGAAACCUGUCACUGAUCGACCAAAUCCUAAAAUUGGUAUAGGAAUCUUGGCAUUUAGUCCAGACAACUGCUUCCUGGCAACGAAAAAUGAUAACAUUCCCAAUGCUGUUUGGAUCUGGGACAUACAAAAGUUGAAAUUAUUUGUGGUAUUAGAACAUCUGGCAGCUGUCCGUUCCUUUCAGUGGAAUCCCCAGCAAGCCCGGCUAGCUGUGUGUACUGGGAGAAGUCAGGUGUACCUGUGGUCCCCAGCAGGCUGUGUGUCAGUGCAGGUACCAGCAGAAGGUGACUUUCAAAUACUUUCUCUGUGUUGGCACCGAAGUGGGGAGUCCAUGGCCCUCCUAAGCAAAGAUCAGCUCUGUUUAUGUUACUUGGAAAGUGAAGGAAUAAAAUAAUUACAGCCCCAAAUCUUAAGGACUUCCUUGAUAUCUACAUUUGAGUGAAUAAAUGCUGCUAUGUCAGAAAUCCAAUACACAAUUUUAUAAUGAGAAAAAAAUCACAUGACAAAGGUGGGAAUCAAAUCUUUGGUUAAUGCCUUGAUUUUAAAUAUUUUUUAUAGUAAAGUAUCUUUGUACAUGUCAGAUAGAAAAACUAACUUUUUUAUUAUAAUAAAGGCUUGAAAAGUUCACAAAGCAA